GGGAGGCAUCAGGUUUCCUUUGCUCCUUCUACUUGUGUAUGUCAAUAGGCACAUAGUGUUACAGCAGUCCAGGGCUUGUCAAUACUAGGAAACUUCUGUCAGCAUAAGCACAGAACAACAGGAGCAGCAUAUGCCCUCUUGAAAGUCAUCUUCUUUCUCCUACAACUGACAUGGGAAUGUCUUUUCAUUCCUUGAUAACGUUAGUUAACCCUGUAAAAUAGGAUUAUUCUUUUGGAAUAGCUGCAUCUGUCUGGAUUUUCCUCUGUAGAGCCUCAUCAAAUGAGGGUAUGAUGUGUAUUGUCAUCUUAAUACAAGAUGAGAGGGCAUGGGUGUGAUGUCAGGACUUGCUGUAGGCUAGCCCGCCAUUCGUUCCCAGUCCUGGCUGCAUUCCAAAUUCCACAGCAGUUCUUUUAUCCCUUGCUUUGCCUCCUGUCAUUACUCUCAUCCCCUCCACAGCGUAGCAUGCAGCCAUGCCUUCCUGUUCAUGCCUCUAUGGUUUCUCACACCAUACCGCAGAUAUGCAAAUGUCUUGUUUUAGCAUAGUGAAAGAUGCCUUUCACCUUCUUGAGACUUUGGAUUAGUUGCAUGUGUGAUGCAGCAUACAUGAUCUGUAGAAAAUUACAAUUCUCUCAUGCAGGGGAGAGAAUUUGGUGAUUCAUAGCAUGGCAUAGCCCACGCUAAGCGAAUACAGUUAUUAUUGUUAAUGACCAGCUCAUUCAGAAUUGGUUUUGUUGUUAACCAGUGCUUUUAUCAGAGUUGAUACAAGAUGGCUUUACACGACAAAGCAUACUGCAUUUCCUCUGCAUUUUUUCACUUGCCCAACAGCAAAUCUGAUGUGACCAUUUUGGCAAACAGCCCUGUGAUCUCUUUGGUGGUGGUCCCUGCCGUUGGAGGUCUGUGACAGGCUGGGAAUGCCUGGGGUGGUGCAAGUCUCAUUUGACAUGUCAGUCUUCCAAGGCCUCCAAGCUGCUGAAAUCAAAGGUUGAUCUUUAACACAGCAAGAAAGAUCCCUUUUGUGAGACUUAACAACAUUGCCUACUGUUUUGGCUUUGGAUACUGUAGCAUUAAACUAAUAUAAUAAUAAGACGACAAAAGAAGCCCUCCCUCCUCAAGAAAAGGGUCUCUGGGGGAGUAUUAGGUUUCUGUGGCUGGUACGUUGACUGUCCUUGCUGACUGAUACGUGUUUCUUUGGACAGAUCCUGAAGGAGAUACACCUUAUGGACUAGUGUGUAGUGCACUGGCCCAGAACUCAGGGUAUAUGACAUAGCCACAGAAUUCCUGGGUGUCUGUGGCUAAAUCAGUCUACCAUGCACCUCAGUACCCUGCUUGUAAAAACGAGGGUAGUAGUAUCCCUUACAAAGGUGUUGUGAGAAUAAUGUUAUAGGUUAGGACAGAUAUAUUGCAGUAGGGCUGAGCCAUAUGUGAAUAGAGAGAAAGGUAUAUAUUAGUGCAUAAGAAGAUAAUUAUUUUAGGACAUAGGACAGAGUAGAAGCAGCAGUUUAAAAGGGUUAUAGCCUCUAAAAGGAGGGAUAGAGUAGUAUAAAGCCAUCCUGCCCCUAACGGGGAAACAAGGAAGCUCCUGAAGGUUGCUGUAAGCCGGUUGUCCCGCAGCAUACUUUAGAUGCUACGAAAUUAGAAGUAUGGAAUACCAUCAUGUGUGCUUCCAGUGUUAGAUCCCAGGCAGUUCCUUGUCUCGGGGGCUGAAGAACAUUGUGGAGGUCCCUGACACAAGCAGGAUUUUUUUAAUUGCCUUUAGCAUUGGGUGUUUAAAGUGUUUGCUGAAAUCUGCACUGUUGAACAAAGCAGCCUCGGCUGUAUUUCAGAAUGUAUUUUCAUGCUUUUUAAUAAAUCUCAACAUGCAUCUGAACACGGUUGGUGAACAGAUGUCUCGGGAAAGGCACUGUGUGUUUGGAUAGUCCUUGGUGUAAUGGAUCUCUCUAGGAAUUUGGACAUUGUCACGGUACAAACCUGCUGUCCAGCAGAGGUAACAGCCGUGCUGCGGAGGGCUGAAGCGCAGUGGAAGUUACCAGGUAUUGAGAACCUGCCAUUUGAAUUGCAGAGAAACUUCCAGCUCAUGCGAGACCUGGAUCAGAGGACGGAAGACCUCAAGUCGGAGAUCGAUAAGUUGGCCACAGAGUAUAUCAGCAAUGCACGGACUUUGUCUUCGGAGGAAAAACUGGGGCUUCUCAAGCAAAUCCAGGAGGCCUAUGGGAAAUGCAAGGAAUUUGGGGACGACAAGGUUCAGCUGGCUAUGCAGACCUAUGAGAUGGUUGAUAAGCACAUCCGUCGGCUGGACACAGACCUCGCUCGCUUCGAAGCAGACCUGAAGGAGAAGCAGAUAGAGUCGAGUGACUAUGACAGUUCUUCCAGCAAGGGCAAGAAGAAGGGCCGAGCCCAAAAAGAGAAGAAAGCUGCCCGUGCUCGCUCUAAAGGGAAAAACUCUGAUGAGGAAGCACCAAAAGCUACCCAAAAGAAACUGAAGCUUGUCCGCACCACAGAGUAUGGGAUGCCUUCAGUCACCUUUGGAAAUGUGCACCCUUCGGAUGUAUUGGAUAUGCCAGUCGAUCCCAAUGAGCCUACUUACUGCCUCUGCCACCAGGUUUCCUAUGGGGAGAUGAUUGGCUGCGACAACCCAGAUUGUUCCAUUGAAUGGUUUCAUUUUGCCUGUGUGGGUCUGACAACAAAACCAAGAGGAAAAUGGUUCUGCCCUCGCUGUUCCCAGGAGAGGAAGAAGAAGUAAAAUCCCAUGAGCCCUAAGUCCUGCUGCAGGAGCUUUCUUCCCCCUGUCAGGGCCUCGUCCCAGCUCCCCCAGCCCUUGAGGCCUUGGCUGGGGGGGAGUCUUGCCCUGUUUGUGGUUUGGGCCCUCCCUGGAAUGGUGUGUACCCUCACGGUGGCUUCUGUGUUCUGUAUCCCUGGGUGCUUCCGAAUCCCUAAGAAAGGCCCUCUCUGUGUACUAUUCCAAACAGGUCUCUGAGCCUCAAAGGGAAUGAAUGAGGGCACCAGGGUAGCCACCAGAUUCCCAGGGAUUCAGGUAGCCCCUGAUUUUCCUUCGCUUUCCUUCAGCCUCCUCAGAGUUCAUUGCCUACUCUCUGCUUAGAGAACAAGGCUAUGGGAUGGGGGAAGGAAAGGAGGUAAGUCUUCAGCAUUUUAGGUCUUUGAUUUUCCUGGAUUUUUUUCAGGAGAGAGGGAGUAACCAGGCCACUUCUUAAUCUAGUGGGCUGGUUGAGAGACUGCAAACCUAAUGUACUCCCUAUCUUUAAUCAUUCCACUACUGGUAUUGAGCAGCCUCUUUUGUUGGGGAGAGCAGGAGGAAGAGAGAGUGUUUAGAACUAGCUUUGUCUCUCUUAUUCCUGGGGUAAAACCUGCGGGUCUGGGAAACACAUAGUGUGAAGGAGGAAGAAUUUCUGACCACACAGGGAGAAACGGCUUGAUCUAGCCUGUCUUCCAUCUCCAAAAUUCUGCCUUCCUUAUUGUGCAGUGGUGCUUCUCCAUUAUGUUGAUGAUGGGAAGUUUGGGGAUUCAGAUCCCACUUGUAUAAUACAGAGUUAAAUAAAGUUCAUUGAAACAAA
Messenger RNA from Pezoporus flaviventris, 3569 nucleotides. RefSeq names its product inhibitor of growth family member 4 (gene ING4). Bases 1928 to 2740 code for a protein of 270 amino acids. Gene Ontology annotation, biological process: positive regulation of apoptotic process; regulation of DNA-templated transcription. Lineage: Eukaryota; Metazoa; Chordata; Aves; Psittaciformes; Psittacidae. Gene Ontology annotation, cellular component: nucleus. The transcript has 8 exons. The record is from RefSeq and is a predicted model, not a curated record.